This is a messenger RNA of Helicoverpa armigera (cotton bollworm), 951 nucleotides long. RefSeq names its product 17-beta-hydroxysteroid dehydrogenase 14-like. Bases 64 to 837 code for a protein of 257 amino acids. The record is from RefSeq and is a predicted model, not a curated record. The transcript has a single exon. Gene Ontology annotation, molecular function: oxidoreductase activity. Lineage: Eukaryota; Metazoa; Arthropoda; Insecta; Lepidoptera; Noctuidae.
UUUUCAUAAAUCAAACUUAGUAGUAAAUCAGUACUGAACUGUACAGCUCAGUGGAUUUUCACAAUGAGUUUUCAAGACAAAGUGGUUAUUGUGACUGGCAGCAGCUCUGGUAUUGGAGCAGCCAUCGCCAUUAAAUUCGCAGAGGAAGGUGCUAAGGUCGCUAUAGUAGGAAGAAACCAAGAGAAAUUAAACAAUGUCGCUAAGAAAUGUGGCAAAUCAUUAGUGCUCGUUGCUGAUGUUACUAAAGAUGAAGAUAAUAAAAGAAUUGUUGAUGAAACUGUGAGAGUGUUUGGCAAACUGGAUAUUCUAGUCAACAAUGCUGGAGUAGCUCAUUCUGGCUCUAUUCAAGCCGAGGACGCGAUGGCAACAUUUGACAAGGUAAUGACUACAAACCUCCGCUCAGCGGUUUACUUAACUCAUCUUGCUGCUCCUCACCUUGUGAAGACAAAAGGGAAUAUCGUGAACAUAUCAAGCGUUGUCGCAUUCCGAGUAAUUACGAAGGAAAUGUUUGCAUACUGCACGUCGAAGGCAGCUCUGGAUCAUUUCAGUAGAGCUAUUGCACUUGAGCUGGCAUCAAGUGGAGUUCGUGUUAAUAUCGUCAAUCCAGGACCUGUGCACACAGAUGCUUUUGUAAAUUUGGGUGCAUCAAAGGAACAAGAAGCAGCUAUCCUUAAACAGUUAGGAGAUGCUAUGCCUCUAAAAAGAGUUUCAGUACCUGAGGAGAUUGCUGAUCUAGUAUUAUUUUUGGCCAGUGAAAAAGCCAAAGCUAUUACUGGCUCUAAUUUUGUGACUGACAAUGGUGCAUCGGUAGGAUCUACGUCUCUCUCUCUUGACUAAAAUAUUUCCAACAUUCACUUACUUCCUAUUUGAUAUCCUUCUCAAAGGAUUAAUUAGUGUAACACUUAAUCAAGUUUUAUUUUUGCUAAACAUAAAUUAUGAAUAAGUUACUUA